Molecule: messenger RNA, 195 nt
Organism: Dovyalis caffra
Lineage: Eukaryota; Viridiplantae; Streptophyta; Magnoliopsida; Malpighiales; Salicaceae
Source: the annotation of a GenBank genome assembly
AUGGAGUCAAAGAUCAAAAGUGUUAUUUCAUAUCUUGAAACCAUUAGACAUUUAGUAUUGGUUAGAAAUGCUAAGAAGAGGAAUAAGUAUAGAGAGAAGUUUAAAAAGGGGAUUAGUUUAGGAAUAUGGAAGAAGAUCGAAGAUGCACGAGAUGAAUUCCGAAGAUACAAGAUAAAACACAACCACCGAAUGGAU